AUGACUGUAACGUUAAGAUCAAACAAGUAUUUGAGCUAUUUGGUGCCUGAUAAAGAAAAAGACGUAAAUAGUUAUUUUAAGAAUGUUGAAGCCCGAAAUUGGCAGUUAAAGCAUUAUUUGAACUACGUCUUGAAAAAUGAACGUGUAAUUCCAACCUGGGUAACUGUAUACGAGGAGUGGACAAGAUCACUCGAAAUUAUCACAGAUAAUAAGUAUAAAAAUUCUUCGACUACUAUAUGUGGAUUUUGCCACGAACUGCUAAAUAUUAGUAAUACUUUUGAAGGCUCUUCUGUCCUAAAGAGUUGUGAGCAAUGGUAUAAUAAUUUCUAUGAACGAAACUCCGACUUACAGUUUUCCGAAAGAAAUAAGCAACUGGAAGAAAGUAUAUUGCACGUAGAAAGAGAUAUUUGUUCCGCUCAGAAAAUGACAGAGCUUUUACAAAAUAACCGGAAAAGUAGAGAAAAUGCAGAUGAUACAUCAAUGCCACCCACAAAUUCUCCCAGAACUGUACAACCGUCACAAGAGGAUCAAGAGGACCAGGAGGUAGAUGACGCAGAAAUUGACAAAAUCGUUGUAAAUAAGGUAUCUGCCUUACUUUUCUCUAACCUAAAUCUCGAAGAAAUUUGGAUAAAGGCUUAUUCGCUAAAUAUUUCCAGGUCAAUUGAAUCCCGAAUUGUGGAUCUCUCAGAUUGGACUAAAGUCGAAUGGAACAGGAUCCUUAAGGCGUCAGACUAUUCGCAAUUGUUCAUUAAAUCAAGAAAAAAGCUUUCUAAAGACAAAAUUAACAAUGAUGUGCGACAAUUGCUACGUGAUGGGCCUGGUCGAAAUCAUUGUUGCUUACGAAGAGAAGUAAAUGUCCUGAUUUUGAAACAUAGAGAACGUGACUUCAUCGUUAAAGUUCUUAGUCCGAUAAUUGGCACGCUUCUAGAAGAAAUCGAUAUCGGUAUCUUUGAGCUUAACUGGAUCGAGAAAGAGUCUCGCAGUGUUACGAACCGAAAACGAAAGGCGGUGCACGAAGAAUAUAUGGACCUCACUAUUAGUAUGAAAAAAAUGGAUUUGAUAGUUACAUUACGAAGUCAUAAAAAUGAGUUACUACCACUUGAAGUGGGAAACACAGAAGGACACAUCGAUGAUACUAAAUACAGGAAAGAUCACUCAAAACUUAAAAUAGUCAUGAAAGAUUGUUUAGACACCUUGUGGAGCAAAUUGCACUUUAAAAAGGUGGAGCUUGAAAGUGUUUUCACCCUCGGAAUUCAAAUUACUGAUAUAAGUUGGACGAUCUACUCUCUUUCAUAUGAUAGUUCACAAAAUUUUUAUUUUUUUGUUGAAAUGGCGACAUUGGUACUUCCCACAACGCUCUCAGACAUAGAAGACCUUUUACCUAGUUUUUUGGGAAACCUUCUUGCAUUACGACACACGUUACUUGACCAAGUUAAAAAGAUACGAGAAAUUGCUCAAAGAAGGCUAAGCACACCAUCUCCACCAUCGUCUCCAUUACACAGUACAGCAAAUUCACCACCUUCUGUGAAGAAACAAAAAAAAGACCCUUUUAAAAUUUUAGAUGAUUUGUACUAA
Molecule: messenger RNA, 1575 nt
Organism: Funneliformis mosseae
Lineage: Eukaryota; Fungi; Glomeromycota; Glomeromycetes; Glomerales; Glomeraceae
Source: the annotation of a GenBank genome assembly